This is a messenger RNA of Kwoniella mangroviensis CBS 8507, 966 nucleotides long. RefSeq lists its product as uncharacterized. The record is from RefSeq and is a predicted model, not a curated record. The coding region runs from base 1 to 966 and encodes 321 amino acids. The transcript has a single exon. NCBI's taxonomy places the organism in Eukaryota, Fungi, Basidiomycota, Tremellomycetes, Tremellales, Cryptococcaceae.
AUGUCCAGUGCUACUACCCCAACUUCGCCACGAUACCGUCGUAGUCCUUCUACGCCAAUGAGCAAUCUUGACCGAACUCUCAAUGGAGAUUCUGUCACCUCGUCAACAGCGAUGAGAGGUAAACAUCCGGACUAUUUCCUUGCGCAUCGACCUCGAUGGGAGGCACUUGAUCAAUCUUGCGAGUCCCAGUCCGAGUUCAAAUCCAAAUCCAGGUCUAGAUCGGGGGGACAUAGACUUACUAUCCAUAGUAAGCCUAUAUUCAAAGUCGGCACACCAUUCCCCGAUAGUCAAAUCAUGCGGGAAUUGAGUGCUCAAGCCGAUGAGAUUUAUGAGAGAGUCAAUCAAUUUUCGAUCUUAACCAUUCCCAAAUACUGCAUGGACAAAGAUCCACAAGAAUUUGCGAGGUUGGAUGAAAUCUUGAGAAAUGUGGUGAGGGAAGUCAAUCGAUCGGAUAAAAGCAAUUAUAAAAGUGUAGUCACGAAAGUUGGAGAUUAUUCUAGGAUUCAUCCCCAAACUGAUAAGAACACUAACCUCUUGACUGAGAUCAAACUCCCGGAUUCCACUGAAGAAUGGUAUGAAUAUGGAGGAAAUCAGACCGAGAAAAGAGAGAAGCAAAACUUCACCAACGAUUUCAAGUGUUUCUUCGCUGCUGCCAGCCUUGUUCCACCCACAAGUUCCAUUGCAUCACCCUACCUCCGACAGGAACACGGACAGGAUGAUUCCGAAAGGGAUGAUGAGGUUUAUAGGAGGAAACUCGAAUUCAUGGAACAUAUCAGGGGUUUGACUGCUUCUCCAGAUCCUUUGAAAGGGGAAGAGCGAGAUGAAGAAGGCGGUAGCAUACUGUGGCCAGUACCUUCCCCAACUAGUGGUGGAUUCCGGAGACCCAGUUUAGGUCGGAGGGUCUCCAGUAUGGGAUCAGCGGUCGCUCGAAGGUUGAGCAGCUCCAGUCCUGCGCAAAGAAAAUGA